Dermacentor silvarum is the source of this 1502-nucleotide messenger RNA. RefSeq lists its product as uncharacterized. NCBI's taxonomy places the organism in Eukaryota, Metazoa, Arthropoda, Arachnida, Ixodida, Ixodidae. The coding region runs from base 122 to 1117 and encodes 331 amino acids. The record is from RefSeq and is a predicted model, not a curated record. The transcript has 2 exons.
GUUUACAAAUGCAGUUGCAGCCGCGGAUGUACAUCCAGCCGGAGACAUUCCACCUGGGUCGCAUGCUGACGAGACUGAUGCAGUGCAGUCCUUGGAAUCUGGCAUAAGCUGCCAAACUGAGAUGACUGGGAGCGAUAUCAUUCAGCUUCAAAAGGAAGUAGUCAGCCUACGAGAAGAGCUUGGAUCUGCGAAGGUGGAAAUAGCAGCAGGAAAAUUCACCGAAAACGCAUUGCGCCAUAAUGAUGACAAGGUGUCAUAUUAUACUGGGCUGCCAACAUUUUUGAUGCUCUUCUCCCUGUUCAACAUUCUCAAAGAACAUGUAUCACAUUCUUCCAGAAAUGUCCUCACGCAGUUUGAGGAGCUGUUUCUGUUCCUCAUGCGGAUGAGGCUUGGCAUUCACCUUCAAGAUUUGGCAUAUCGCUUCAAGGUGUCACAGCCAACCGCUUCCAGAAUUUGUGAGAAGUGGCUAGAUGUUUGCUACGACCGCCUGAGUCCACUGGUGUACUGGCCUGAGAAAGAAGACGUAAUGAGAACUAUGCCAGUUUGUUUUGUUGAGAAUUUUGGGCUAAAUGUGAGGGUCAUAUUAGAUUGCUUUGAAGUUUUCAUCCAGAGGCCAAGUUCGCUUCUAACACGAGCUCAAACAUGGUCCCACUACAAACAUCACAACACUGUGAAGUUCCUGCUAGCAAUAUGCCCACAAGGGAUGAUAACGCACAUUUCAAAAGCAUUUGGUGGCCGUGCUAGCGACAAGCUAAUCACUGAGGACAGCGGUGUUCUACAAUUGCUUGACAGAGGUGACAUUGUUUUGGCAGACAGGGGCUUCCUGAUAGCAGAAAGUGUCGGGAUGUGUUGUGCCACACUGGCAAUCCCUGCCUUUACAAAAGGGAAAAGGCAGCUUUCCAGCAGGGAGGUUGAGCAAACAAGGGAAAUCGCUAAUGUGCGAAUUCAUGUAGAGAGGGUAAUAGGAAUGGUGCGGAACAAAUACACCAUACUGAAGGGGACAUUGCCAGUAGAGGUUCUGAGAAAGAACAACAACCAUGAAUGUCCAAUCGACAAGAUUGUGAGAGUGUGCUGUGCACUAACAAACUUGUGCAAUACCAUAGUGCCAUUUGAUUAGCCCUUUGAUGACAAAGGUUUUUUUGUUUGUGCAUCUCGCCUUUGCUAGGUCUUUUUGCGUGGUUGUUCAGCAGACAUUUCGCACUACUAAAGCACUGUUCAAAUGUGUCUAUUAGGAUCGUCUUAUCUGCAAACAUGUCUUGCCUCCUCGCACUUUUACCUAUCCUCCUCUUCGCCUGUAUAUGUGUUCAUCUUCAUCGCCUGUGUGCUGCGCUGGUUCGCUGACGAGCUCCCGGGCCUAAUAAACGUCGUUCCAACCGAGACGUCACAGUAUUUUCGACCUUGUGUACACUCGAUUCUUGAUGUUUUCAUUUGAUUUGUGUAUGAAAAAAUGUUUUCAUAUGAUUUGUGUAAUUGUAAGCUGUGUACACCAUGUAAUAUUUCGA